This is a messenger RNA of Gastrolobium bilobum, 2277 nucleotides long. RefSeq lists its product as uncharacterized. The transcript has a single exon. Gene Ontology annotation, molecular function: aspartic-type endopeptidase activity. Gene Ontology annotation, biological process: proteolysis. Lineage: Eukaryota; Viridiplantae; Streptophyta; Magnoliopsida; Fabales; Fabaceae. The record is from RefSeq and is a predicted model, not a curated record. The coding region runs from base 1 to 2277 and encodes 758 amino acids.
AUGGGUUCUGAUGAUCGAGGAUCUCUGCGUUUUAUGAAGAUGGAGAUCCCUUCCUUUGAGGGUCAAGACCCUAACAAUUGGAUCUUCAAAUCCGAAUUGUUUUUUCGUCUCCAACAGACUCCGGAUCAUCUCAAGGUUCAGAUCGCAGGGUUGAAGAUGAACAGCGCCGCCGGAGAUUGGUUUCAAUGGAUCUUUAAUAGCGGUACUGUACAGACAUGGGAGGAGUUCACUACGACUGUGCGACAACGCUUUGGUUCGUCACAUUACAGAGAUGUCCGAGGAGUUCUUGCCAAAUUGACCCAAAAUGGUUCCUUGGCAGAUUAUAUGCGUGAAUUUCAACGAUUGCUGAAUCAGGUACAUGAUCUCAGUGAUAAUCUUUUAAUGGUUCUUUUCAUUUCGGGAUUGCAACCUGAUCUCCAGGGAGCAAUUCAGUUGCAUUGGCCCACUAGUUUGCAUCAAGCUAUGCAAUUAGCAUUAGCUUAUGAUACCCAUCAUUCUGAUCUUCGUUCAUCGUUCACAAAUCAUACAAAUCAUACCAAGAAACCAUUUCAUCGUCCCCACUCACCAAUUAAAAUUGACAAACCUACUCCUUUAGCUAUUCAAUCAUCCCACACACUUGCUUUACCAGCACCACCUACAGUACCUGUUCGAAAGCUGUCCCCUGAGGAAAUUCGACAGAAAAGAGAACUGGGUAUAUGCUUCACAUGUGAUGAAAAGUGGACGGCUAAACAUCGAUGCAAGGCCAAGAUGAUGCUUCUUAUAGGUGAAGUAGAAGAUUCGGGUGAAGAGCAAGAAGAAGAGAUAGUUUGGGGUUUAGAAGAAACCAAGGGAACUAGAAUUGAUGCAACCUUGCAUUCUCUGUCAGGGAGUAAUAAUCCGAGAUCAAUACAGUUGAAGGCCAGUAUUGCGAAUCAAGUAGUUAAUGUGUUAGUAGACUCUGGAAGCUCUUAUAACUUCAUUAGAAGAAAGCUUGCUGAGGAACUUCAACUGCCUAUGACCAAGUCUUCCAAGAUGAGAGUCUUUAUGGGAAGUGGAGAAUUUCUUCUUUGUGACAGAAAGUGUCCUAAUGUCAAACUCCAAAUUCAAGGCCAUGGAUUCAUCACUAACCUGUGGGUUAUUGAGUUGAGUGACCUGAAUGUAAUUCUAGGAAUGCAUUGGUUAACUCAGCUAGGCAAGGUCACACAUGACUACAAUAAUUUGUCUAUGGUAUUCAUAUGGCAGGGCAUACCAAUCAAAUUGAGUGGCUGUCAACAACAAGGAGAAGAGUCAUUAACAGCAAGGAUGCAAGGUGAUUGUCAUACUCUAUCACUGCAACCGAUUGAGGAGGCUCAAGCAAAGGAGAUAGCCUAUCUGGGCCAUGUAGUGACUGUUUCUGGUGUGAAGGCUGAUCCAAGGAAGCUAUCUGCAAUAACAGACUGGCCUAUACCUCAUUCCAUCAAGCAACUAAGGGCUUUUCUUGGUUUAACAGGAUAUUAUAGGAGGUUUGUACAACAUUAUGCUUCAAUAGCCCAUUCACUAACUGAACUGUUGAAACAGGACAAAUUUUCAUGGACUCCUGAAGCUGAUGUAUCCUUCCAAAAGUUGAAAGUGGCCAUGUCCACCACACCUGUUUUAAAUCUUCCAGAUUUUAGUUCUUCUUUUGUCAUUGAGUCGGAUGCAUCAAAUUCUGGAGUAGGGGCUGUUUUGUUACAAAAGGGAAAGCCUAUUUCAUUUUUUAGUAAGAAAUUGGGGGUGAAAAUAGCAGUAGCUUCUACCUAUGUCCGAGAGUUAUAUGCACUAACUGAGGUUGUCAAGAGGUGGAGACAUUACCUCCUAGGUUCUCAUUUUGUGAUAAGGACAGAUCAUCAAAGCUUGAGACAAUUGCCCACCCAAACAAUUCAGACUCCUGAACAACAAAAGUACAUGUCUAAGCUUCUUGGUUAUAGUUUCAGCAUUGAGUAUAAAACAGGACUUUCCAAUGUGGUGGCAGACUCUUUAUCAAGACAACAUGAUGACAUGGUGCAAGGUACGGUUCUAGCUUUGGUAUCUGAACCAAAAUUUGAUUUAAUUAAUCAAAUUAAGUCCGAAAAUUUGUCAGACCAAGACCUAUUGACUAUACAUCAGUCAUUGGUUAAUGGUACAAACAAGGACCCCUUCAUCACAUGUAAAGAUGACAUUCUGUUUCACAAGGACAGAUUCAUGUUGGGCACACAAUCCCAACUUAAGGCCAUUCUGAUUACUGAAGCCCAUUGCACACCAUUGGGAGGCCAUGCAGGUGUCUUGAGGACUUUCCUUUGA